Messenger RNA from Ectocarpus sp. CCAP 1310/34, 1633 nucleotides. The record is from the annotation of a GenBank genome assembly. Lineage: Eukaryota; Phaeophyceae; Ectocarpales; Ectocarpaceae.
AUGGCGUCGCUGACCGAACACCACCAGCAGCACCACCCAGCGCUUUUCCAGCAGCAGUCAGGGCCACUAGCGGCGAUUGGGGUAGCAGGAGCCGCCGCGCUCCAGAACACCAUGGUGGCCUAUCCCCGGCAACCACUCCCCGCGACUCGAGGCCCCGCGGUGGUGACUUCGCGAGCACUGCUAGCGGCCCCCGGGGCGGCAGUGCGGGGUCCAGGGAGCCCUUCGCCGCCCUUGCCUCACGAAGGGUGGCCCUCUCUGCAGGCGGCGACGGCAAGCUUGGCCCCCGGGGCAACAGUCGGAGGCCUUCCUCGCGCUCUUGCAAGUCCCCCGCCACCCCCAGGAGUCAUUGACAUUGACGGGGCUUGCCAGCAGUACCAGCGCCAGCCGCACCAAGCGCCGUCGAUGCAGAUGCAGCCACACAUGCAGCACCAUCACCAGCAGGUUCGAAUGCAGCCAUAUCUCCCGCUGCAGCAAGUUUUCCCGCAACAUCAGCGGCAGAUGCGGCCUAUCCCGCAACAGCAACAGCAGCUGAUGCCGCCAUCCAGCAUCCCCAUGGGGCCUGCGAUGUUCAACCAGCCCCCCACGCAUCACUUUCAGCACGUGGGCAUGACUCCGGGUGUCGUGCCCAUCCAGCAACAACAACAGCCAUUCCAAGGGCAGAUGGUGGGGCCGUCUCAAGACUUGUACAUGGCGCAGUUGCCGGGGGGGGCGCAGAUGGGACGGGAUCAAGGGCCGGCUGCCAACGAGCAACACACGAAGUGGACCCUCAAGCUGCACAGACGGAGGAUUGCGGUGCUGAAGAAGCGGCGACGGGCGGAAGUGGCAACCGGGGCCCAGCCAGCAGCAGGCGCGCCGCGUCCGGGGGAGACGGACGGGGCGGGGUCUCCUAAUUGUUCCCCCGCGUCGCCCGGUGGGUUCCGCCCCUUGCCGCUGGGCUCGAGCGUCGGGGAUGACUCGGGACACGUUUCGAGCAAGCUCGACCGAUGGACUGUAUCUCUCGGGGGAGCGCUUGCCUCCAACACGGAGGUGUGCGAUUACGUCACGAAAGGCAAGUAUGGCGUGGUUUUGAGUCUCGGAGAGGACCCGGAACCGCCAGUGGUCGACUUCGGCGACGUCGCCACGGUGGUUCCGUCUCCCCGAGAAGGAAGGAAGGGGGGGGGACGCGGACAGCAGCCUCUGGCUGAAAACGGGCAAGACCAAGCGGCCAAGGGACCCUCCGAGUGGGAAGCGACGCAGCACGCCGACUCCGUGUGGGGGGCGGGGUGGGGGCAGGACGGACAGCCGACGCUCGGUAACGGCGGGAUGCAAGGGCGAGAGGACGGGGACGAGGAGGAGGAGGACGGCGAAUACGUUCCGCAUGGGGCGAGGGGGGUUACGAGGGACGGCGUCACGGGCAGCACGGGACGGGCCGCCAAGGUCGAAAGCACCCCCAGCAUAAGCUUCGGUGAUUUCGAGGAACGGGCUGCUCAUUGGGAGGACGAAGAAGACGACGAUGACGAUGAGGACGGCACCGGUGGAUCGACCGGCUCGGGCAAGGAUAACGUUGCUUCCGGGUCUGGGGACGCGUUGUCUCCGACAAAGGGGGACGCGCAGAUGGGGGAGGCAGAAGGCGGCGAGGGGGAGGAGGAGGAGG